AUGUCUCAAUCGAAAACUCAGGACGGGCAGGAGGAGGCCGCCAGUGCUUCCCCGCGUGCCGUUCUCAAGACAAGGACGGCGUUUCAGAUAUACAAGACCGACGGGGCGCCAGGGAGUGCCGCCGCGUUUAGCACACUUCCUAGUGACGAGGUGCUGCCGUAUAAGAUAAAGGCCGACGAAAUGACACUCGUGUCUGCUCUGGACGUCGUGGAGGCUGACGCCGGUGACAGAAGGAUGUACGGGCCCGCCACGCUACACCUGGUGGUUAACUACCUGUCGGACCUUCUCUCCUUCAUCCCGUUGGGUGGUCGCUCACACGUCUUGCCGAAGGUCAGCAUAAACUACAACGCCCUUCAGCGUGCCGUGGCCCUGUACGGGGCCACAGAGGCCGUGGAGGGGGCACUCACGCAGCUCGCCAUAACAAAUCCCAGCGCCUCUGAGGUGCCCAUUCGCGUGAUUUCGUACUUUAUGGAUCAUUUUAGCGUCAUUGAAAAGUCUCUUCGGCAAGAAAUGCGGGACUCAGGGGAAAAGGUGGGGAUGUUUACAAAGUCCACCGCCCCUGCCCCCGCGUUGGCGGCCGUAGGCGAUACGAGCAUCAAUGAUGUCAACACUUCCGUCUCCUCAGAGACAGCCUCGCGCAAGCGCCUGGCCCCCUCGCGGGAAGAAACAUCAGCCGCGGGUGAAACAGAAGAGGCCAACGCGGCAGCACCAGUUAAGAGAAUAAAAACAGAAGGAGGCAAGAAGGCGUCUGGUAACGUCAAGAAUACGAGUACGCAGUUCACCUUGCGGCGAAUGUUGUAUGGCCGCCUGCGAAUGUUAACAAGUCAAGAGAAGAAGGUGGUCACACUGCUCAAUCAACUGAUUCAGGUUCUCGGCCAGGUGUAUGCGGCGCGGUACAAUACUCUGCUGCCCGUAUUUGCACUGCUGGAAAAUAAGGUGAAACAAGCACAAGAGAUCAUUGAUGCGGAGCGUGCUGCGUUUCAGUCCAAAUCCGAAAACACAGAAAAAUCAUCUGAGCCAUUUUUGGAAGUGACUUUGGAGGGCAUUCUACAGGCGAUUCAACACGCCUCUCAUCUUUUUAAAACCGAUGAGGAAUGCCGCUAUGAACUGGAUGAGGAUUUGCUUCACCCCAUUGCACAUGCCUGUAUGACGGAGGUUAACCGGAUUGAGGGAUUUACCACGACGCCUUUUGAAGGACCAUCAAAAGAGGCACUUGAAGCCAAAGCCAAGGCGCGUGAAGCCGCGCGAGCAAAGCGAGAGGAGCAGCGCACGAAAGCCCUUGAGAGGGCAAGGGCGAAGGAAGAUUUGGAGGCAAAGAAAGAAGAGGAGCGAAAGCUCAUACGUGCCCACCUAGGUGAAUUGGACCCGACGAGCCUCGUGGAGGACACGAGUAUCAAAAAUCCCGUUAAAAUUGCUUAUGUCCGUUACGGUAAAUUGCCGCUGGAACCUCCAGAAGAGUAUGAGCGGGCCCUCUUUAUUUGGGCUAUGAUUACCUCGCUGCCCAGGCCCUUGCAUCUUUCACAGAUGCCGUUUAAUUUGUUUCUAAAAGGUCUGUUGUCGGAUGAGGGGCGCGACAAUGGGCUUAUGGAGGAAGUUGUGCUUGCGCUGCUAGAUGUGGCCAUGGAAAGUCUCCGUGCCUCCAAUGGUCCGAAAAUCUCCACACGUGGCAAGGACUGGUUCGGCAGCAUGGUUGAGUUCGUGGCGGUGUCUAGUGGUAACAAAAAGACUCGUCCGCCACCUCGUCCGAAGGCAACUUCGUACGAUGACGAUGAGGAGGAGGAGGAGGAGGAUGAUGAUGAUGAAAGUGACGAGGCGGAAGAGGAAGAGGACAGUCAGAGCGCGGAGGAAGGAGGAGGAGGAGGAGGAAGGUGCAGAUGCGGAUGGAGCGGAAGCCGCCAGCUCCAAUGA
Messenger RNA from Trypanosoma conorhini, 1908 nucleotides. Its product is annotated as putative nucleoplasmin-like protein (NLP). The transcript has a single exon. NCBI's taxonomy places the organism in Eukaryota, Euglenozoa, Kinetoplastea, Trypanosomatida, Trypanosomatidae. The coding region runs from base 1 to 1908 and encodes 635 amino acids. The record is from RefSeq and is a predicted model, not a curated record.